Messenger RNA from Saimiri boliviensis boliviensis (Bolivian squirrel monkey), 3219 nucleotides. RefSeq names its product adhesion molecule with Ig like domain 3 (gene AMIGO3). NCBI's taxonomy places the organism in Eukaryota, Metazoa, Chordata, Mammalia, Primates, Cebidae. Gene Ontology annotation, cellular component: membrane. Gene Ontology annotation, biological process: brain development. The record is from RefSeq and is a predicted model, not a curated record. Gene Ontology annotation, molecular function: protein binding.
UAUGACCUCAGGUGAUCCACCCACCUCGGCCUCCCAAAGUGCUGGGAUUACAGGCGUGGACCACCGUGCCCAGCCUGGGGUACUACUUUAAGAGGGCUCAGGGGUGCCAUCUUCAGAUAGAUAGAGUCCGCCUGCCCCAUAAUGUAUCAAUCCUUCAAAAUCACUUCAAAUAAACACUAACAGCAGCUUGGAGACAUUCUUCUAGACUCUCCCUUUUACUCCUCGAGGACAAAGGAGCGGCAGAGAGCCAAAGGCAGGCUGGGACUUAGGGGUUGGACUCACUCCCCCUCUGGCGGUCACGCGGGGCCCCUGGGCGCUACGGGAUACCGCCGCCACGCCUCCUGAAACAGGAACCAAUAGGAGCCCGGGCCCCGCCCCAGAGGGAGUAUUUAGGAGCUGAUCAGGAACUCGCUCCGAGAGGGCUGGGGAAGCCAAAGGGAGCGUGGAGUGGAGUCCGGCCCCGUCUCACGACCUGGGAACAGGAACACGGGCGCUCGGCCAGCCGGGCAGGGCAGAACCCGCACCGUGCCUCCUCGGCAAGAGCCAUCCGGUGCUACCCACGUCACACUAGAGCAGAAGUAGGUGAGUCCUGGAAUUGCGACCUGCACAGAGCUGAUCUGUCCUGUCCCUGGUGGUCGCCGCCAUGACCUGGCUGGUGCUGCUGGGCGCACUGCUCUGCAUGCUGCGCGUUGGGUCAAGCACCCCAGACUCCGAGGGUUUCCCGCCCCGUAUGCCCCACAACUGCCCCUACAAAUGCGUCUGCGCUGCUGACUUGCUGAGCUGCACUGGCCUAGGGUUGCAGGACGUGCCGGCCGCGUUCCCUGCCGCUACUGCAGACCUCGACCUAAGCCACAACGCACUCCAGCGCCUGCGACCCGGAUGGUUGGCACCCCUCUUACAGCUUCGCGCCCUGCACCUAGGCCAUAACGAACUAGAUGCGCUGGGUCGCGGCGUCUUCGCCAAUGCCAGCAGCCUGAGACUGCUGGAUCUAUCAUCUAACGCGUUGCGGUCGCUUGGCCGCCACGAUCUCGACGGGCUGGGGGCGCUGGAGAAGCUGCUUCUGUUCAAUAACCGCCUGGUACACUUGGACAAGCAUGCCUUCCACAGCCUGAGAGCACUCAACCAUCUCUACCUGGGCUGCAACGAACUCGCCUCCUUCUCUUUCGACCACUUGCACGGUCUGAGCGCCACCCACCUGCUUACUCUGGACCUCUCCUCCAACCGACUGGGACACAUCUCCGUACCUGAGCUGGCCGCGCUGCCAGCUUUCCUCAAGAACGGCCUCUACUUGCACAACAACCCAUUGCCCUGCGACUGCCGCUUCUACCAACUGCUACAGCGCUGGCACCAGCGGGGCCUGAGCGCCGUACGCGACUUUGCGCGCGAGUACACAUGCUUAGCCUUCAAGGUACCCGCGUCCCGUGUGCGCUUCUUCCAGCACAGCCGUGUCUUUGAGAACUGCUCGUCGGCCUCAGCUCUUGGCCUAGAGCGGCCAGAAGAGCACCUGCACGCGCUGGUGGGUCGGUCCCUGAGGCUUUACUGCAACACCAGCGUCCCGGCCAUGCGCAUUGCCUGGGUUUCCCCGCAGCAGGAGCUGCUCAGGGCACCAGGAUCCCGCGAUGGCAGCAUCGCAGUGCUGGCUGAUGGCAGCUUGGCCAUAGGUAACGUGCAGGAGCAGCAUGCAGGACUCUUCGUGUGCUUGGCCACUGGGCCCCUCCUGCAUCACAACCAGACGCACGAGUACAACGUGAGCGUGCACUUCCCGCGCCCAGAGCCCGAGGCUUUCAACACAAGCUUCACCACGCUGCUGGGCUGUGCCGUGGGCCUGGUGCUUGUACUGCUCUACCUGUUUGCCCCACCCUGCCGCUGCUGCCGCCGUACCUGCUGUUGCCGCUGCUGGCCCCGAACACCCAGCCCACUCCAUGAACUGAGCGCACAGUCCUCAGUGCUCAGCACCACACCACCAGACGCACCCAGCCGCAAGGCCAGCGUCCACAAGCACGUGGUCUUUCUGGAGCCAGGCCGGAGGGGCCUCAAUGGCCGAGUGCAGCUGGCAGUAGCCGAGGACUUCGAUAUCUGCAACCCUAGGGGCCUGCAGCUGAAGGCUAGUUCUGAGUCCGCAAGCUCCAUAGGCUCCGAAGGUUUCAUGACAACCUAGACUGCACCAGAGCCCCGCCCAAGCCCCCACCCUCUUGCUGCUCGCCCUGCUCCAUGCUGUGGUCCAGAGAACAGAUAGAUGCUGGUGGGGAGUGCUGUGCCUGGCCCCCUGGCUUCUUGUGUGGGCCUCAAACCACAAUGGGCCUUCUCACUCACUGGUAGAGAGAGAGGUUCCAGUCCCUAACCUGCCUUCUGCUCUGCCCCUGCACAAGACCCAAAGGCCCCAGGCCCUGCAAGGUGUGCUAGUGCCUGCUUCUCCAGGGACCUCCUAGUGCCCAAAUGCCCUGUGAGGCUGAGAGACCUAGGCCCAUGUGAUAGAACCCCUGUAGCAGAGCCCCCUAUCCACCCUCAGGGGCCAAAGGAACUCUUGAGUGGUGCUGAAGAGCUGACGCAGGGCUACCUCCCCUUCCCAAGGUCGCGGGAGGCAGUGGGCCCAUAGGGAAAAGGAGGCAGCUCUGAAGGAAGAUCCCACCCACACCCCAAGUCAGAAGGAAACAAGCCCGCCCUCUGGUGAAAUGGGACUCCCUCCAUCUGCCAACACCCAACCUCCUGAAAGCUUCGCAACUGCACGCAGAGUCCAGUGGACAGGCACUAGGCAGGAAAGGCUCCUUAAGAGACUCCUGAGGGCCCUGGCCUAAGCCCCAGCCAGAGGCCCUGCUCUCUCUGGCCUGGCUCUCUCCAGCUGUUGUCCUGAAGGCAGAGCCCAUUCUGUGGGCUCACAAGACACAGUGAAGGGGAUCAUGGCCUGCGCCACUUCUUUUCAGCAGUAAAACGCCCAAAAAGCCUGGCGAGCAUGGCCAAGCUGUGAGGGCCAAGCCGGAACUCCAUGUCCCUUGAGGGCAGGUGCCUCUUAAGGGCUGGCACUGGUUUCAGCCUAAUGGCUGAGGCGGUGCCCUGGCUUCACAUGCCUCUCACUGCUCCCAUUGCAGGGGGGCAGGGAAGGGGGUCUGGGAGCUCCUCAUGUGUGGGGGCUGAGCUGGGGGCCCUCAUGGCCAUCCUGGACCCCACUGCUCCAGAGUUUCUUAAUAAAGGCAGCACUUGCUUAUUGCUGGAGCCUUCGCA